This is a messenger RNA of Brettanomyces bruxellensis, 2388 nucleotides long. RefSeq lists its product as uncharacterized. The coding region runs from base 1 to 2388 and encodes 795 amino acids. NCBI's taxonomy places the organism in Eukaryota, Fungi, Ascomycota, Pichiomycetes, Pichiales, Pichiaceae. The transcript has a single exon. Gene Ontology annotation, molecular function: ATP hydrolysis activity; ATP binding. The record is from RefSeq and is a predicted model, not a curated record.
AUGCGGCUGAGGGACAUGCUUUCAAGGAGAAAGCAGCAAGAGACACCACUUCAGAAGUUGACCCAGCUUUAUAACGAAAUCGAAAAUGACUAUCUCAACAAUCUCAGCAUGCAGCAAAAUGGAAGAAUGAGGGAAGCCCUGGUAGGCUGGCAAAUGUUGCACGAUAAACUUGCCGAUAAGUUUGGCAAGGUCCGCAGCCAGUAUGCGGAUACUACACUAGCAAAAGGAGAGUCAUUUCUCAUGGAUGAGAUUACCGUUAUGGAAAAAAAGACAGAUGAUUGGCUGGUUUGGAUGGGCAAUAACUAUGUGCCGGCAGUAAGGAAGAGUACCAGCUCGUCCAGCUCUGCAAAUCCGUUUGAUGAUAGUUUUUCUGCCACUCGUGAGAACAGUAUGCAUUCGAGAACUUCAUUUGGGGGAAGAGCCAGAAAAAAGCCUCCUCCUGGAUAUGUGGUAGAGAAUGGAGAUGAGAGUCCCUCAAAGUAUUCAUCAAAGUAUUCAUCAAAGUAUUCAUCAACAAAUCCAUCUGAAGGCACAGACAACCCAUCCAAAUAUUCAUCUAUGCAAUCUUCCAUACAUUGUACACAUACAGAGUAUUCACCUAAAUAUACAGAGCGUCCACAAAUGCCCCCGGUGCAUUCUUCAACACCCUCUUUGCACGCAGCACCCCCUUACACACGAAACAGAUCUAGUCCAGUUGUCCUGACGCUAAGACAAAAACAAAAAUCGCGGCCCCCGACAGCCACAAAAACACGGAUGCUGAAAUCUUUACGGGGGGUCCAGCCGACGCAGGCGGACGCGUCGAGCCCCGCGAAGUACGCGGCAAACCUCAUAUGGUCGCCGACGCCGAGCCUGGGGAGCACGGGCCGGUCUCGGUCGCCCGAGAGGCCACAGCUGGGCACCGGGGACCCGUUCGAGGGCUUCGACUCGUCUUUUGUGCCGGAGAAAGCUGAGGGCUCCGGAAAUGCGGCCGAGGAGGAUGUGGUUGCCGGGCAAAUGAGAGCCCUCGAUGUGCGGCGGAAAAAAAGGGAGCAGUCCGACCGCGUCAAGAGUGCCUUGGAGAAGUCUGCGGCGGUCCGGUUGAACGUGCCUGCGCCCCGGCCAGUGUACCGGCGGCACUCGGCCCAGAAGAGGAUUGUGGGGGGUACAAAAAGUGGGGUUAGCCAAAAGGGCUGUCAAAAAGGCUGUCAAAAAAGUGGCCAAAAGAUUCGCGAGGGCACCCCAAAGACCCAGGAGGGCACAAAAUCACCAAAAACACACAAAGGCCCAAAAAUUUCAAAUGAGGCACGAAAGGACGUGAAAACUGACAAGGAACUCGUUCUGAGCGGGCAGGAUAACCCAACAAAGGACACAGAGAACUUAAAAGAGUUGGAAGAAUCCACAAAUGACGAAAAAACACCAGAUAACGACCGGAUGGUGGCCAGAAACGGCACGGUGAUGAGCAAGAAGAAAAUCGUCGCGUCGCUACGGGGCGUCGACGAGGCGGCCGCACGGCAGAUCUUGGACGAAAUCGUGGUAAACGGCGACGAGGUGCACUGGGAGGACAUCGCGGGAUUGGAGGAGGCGAAGAAAUCGUUGAAGGAGGCGGUGGUGUACCCGUUUCUCCGGCCGGAUCUCUUCAGCGGGUUGCGGGAACCCGCGCGGGGCAUGCUCUUGUUUGGUCCGCCCGGGACGGGAAAAACCAUGCUGGCCAGAGCAGUCGCGACCGAGUCGCAAUCGACCUUUUUUUCCAUCUCCGCCUCCUCCUUGACGUCCAAGUACCUGGGGGAGUCGGAAAAAUUGGUGAGGGCACUUUUCCAGCUCGCACGCAAGAUGGCGCCAUCGAUAAUUUUCGUGGAUGAGAUCGACUCCUUGUUGGGCACCCGGGACCGCGACGGCGAGAACGAGGCGUCCCGCCGGAUCAAGAACGAGUUCCUGGUGCAGUGGUCGAACCUCACCAAGGCCGCCGCCGGCAAGGACACCGGGGAGGACGUGCAGCGCGUCUUGGUGCUCGCCGCCACGAAUCUCCCCUGGGGGAUCGACGACGCCGCGCGCCGCCGGUUCGUCCGGAGGCAAUACAUCCCUCUCCCCCAGAGAAGUACCAGGAGGGCACAAUUCGAGACUUUGCUCAUGCACCAAAAACACACUUUGAGCGAGGUGGAUUUUGAUGCCCUCUUGGACUUGACUCGUGGCUUUUCGGGGUCCGACAUUACUGCCCUCGCGAAGGAUGCUGCCAUGGGCCCCCUCAGGGAGUUGGGCGACCGCCUAUUGAUGACCAACAAGAGUGAAAUUCGCCCGCUGAAACUCAAGGACUUCGUCUGCUCCUUGCGGUACAUCAAGCCGAGUGUCUCGCAGAAAAGUUUGGCCCGUUUUGAGGAGUGGGCCAAGGUCUACGGCUCGUCCGGGGCAUAG